Messenger RNA from Nothobranchius furzeri (turquoise killifish), 3263 nucleotides. It is a transcript of the gene hook2, whose product is annotated as hook microtubule-tethering protein 2. The record is from RefSeq and is a predicted model, not a curated record. Gene Ontology annotation, molecular function: microtubule binding; dynein light intermediate chain binding. NCBI's taxonomy places the organism in Eukaryota, Metazoa, Chordata, Actinopteri, Cyprinodontiformes, Nothobranchiidae. Gene Ontology annotation, biological process: cytoskeleton-dependent intracellular transport; cytoplasmic microtubule organization. Gene Ontology annotation, cellular component: cytoplasm; centrosome.
GUACGGAAGCUCGUGUGGAUCAUAAGGGGUGAAAAACGCGACAGGGGAGGAGCGGCAGCGAAGGGCCGAUGUCUGACGUGGAAAGUGCCAGGGACGGAGUAACAACCCAACUUUAGGGCGAACUCUGUCGCUUCUCCGGCUGUAACUGCAGCGGGCCUCCCCCGGACAAGAGCAUGAGUCUGGACAAAGCAGAGCCGUGUGACUCACUCUUAACCUGGUUACAGACUUUUCAGGUCCCAUCAUGCAGCAGCAAACGUGAGCUAACGAGUGGAGUGGCCAUCGCACACGUCCUGAACAGACUAGACCCCGCUUGGUUUAAUGAGACAUGGCUUGGCAGGAUCAAGGAGGAGAGCGAGGACAACUGGCGCCUGAAGGUCAGCAACCUGAAAAAGAUCCUGAAAAUCACGCUGGAGUACUACCACGAUGUGCUCGGACACCAGGUGUCGGACGAGCAUCUACCUGAUGUCAGCCUCAUCGGGGAGAUGGGAGACGCCACUGAGCUCGGCAAGCUGAUGCAGCUGGUGCUGGGCUGUGCCAUCAGCUGUGAAAAGAAGGAAGAGCAAAUCCAGCAGAUUAUGACUCUUGAGGAAUCGGUCCAGCAUGUUGUGAUGACAGCCAUUCAGGAGAUUUUAGCCAAAGAGCCCUUGUCUGAAGCAGGAAGCCUGGAGACAUAUGGAGACUUUCAUUUUCAGUCCAGGAAGUACUACUUUCUGAGUGAGGAAGCGGACGAGAGCGAGGACCCGAGCUGGCGCUGUAGAGAUCUGGAACAUCAGCUGUCUCAGACUCUGGAGGAGAAGUCAUCCCUGCAGGCGGAGAUCCGCUCCCUGAAAGAGAGGCUGAGCGACCCUCUGGACCCCCCCACCAUCACUGGGAAGAAGCUGCUGCUGCUGCAGAGUCAGCUGGAGCAGCUGCAGGAGGAGAACGACAGACUGGAGAGCAGCAGAGAUGACCUCCGUGCACAGGCGGAGCUUCUGGAGCGCGAGGUGCGCGACCUGCAGCAUCGCAUGGAAGAGCUGACGAGUCUGGCGCACGAAGCUCAAGCGCUGAAAGACGAGAUGGACAUUCUCAGGCACUCCUCUGACCGAGUCAACCAGCUGGAAGCUCUGGUGGAGACGUACAAGAGGAAGUUGGAAGAUCUGGGAGAUCUGCGCAGACAGGUGCGCCUCCUGGAGGAGCGCAACACGGUCUACAUGCAGCGCACCUGUGAGCUGGAGGAGGAGCUCCGGAGAGCCAACGCCAUCCGCAGUCAGCUGGACUCCUACAAGAGACAGGCCCACGAGCUUCACAGCAAACACUCUGCAGAGGCCAUGAAGGCGGAGAAGUGGCAGUUUGAGUACAAGAACCUUCACGACAAGUACGAAGCUCUGCUGAAGGACAAAGAACGUCUGAUCUCGGAGAGAGACGCGCUUCGGGAGGCAAACGAUGAGCUGAGGUGUGCACAGGUCCAGCAAGGCUUCCUGGGUGCAACAGAUCUGUGUGACAGCGGCGUCGCCGUGGGAAACCUGGCUGCUGAGAUCAUGCCCACUGAGCUCAAGGAGACGGUGGUGCGUCUCCAGGGUGAAAACAAGAUGUUGUGUGCUCAGGAGGAGACCUGCAGACAGAAACUGGUCGAGGUUGAGUCUGAGCUGGAAGAGACUCGGCGCAGCGCCAUCACUCUUGAAACUCAGAACAGGUUGAACCAGCAGCAGAUCUCAGAUCUGCGUUCUCAGGUGGAGGAGCUCCAGAAAGCCCUUCAGCAGCAGGGUAGCAAGAACGAGGACUCCUCCCUGUUGAAGAAGAAGCUGGAGGAGCAUCUGGAGAAGCUCCAUGAAGCCCACUCAGACCUCCAGAAGAAGAGGGAGGUCAUCGAUGACCUCGAGCCCAGCAGCAUGGCCAAGAAGAUAGACGAACUCCAGGAGGUCCUUCGCAAGAAGGACGAGGACAUGAAGCAGAUGGAGGAGAGAUACAAGCGCUACAUGGAGAAAGCCAGAACGGUGAUCCAAACCCUGGAUCCCAAACAGCCGGCGGGGACUCCCGACAUCCAAGCUCUGAAGAAUCAGCUGACGGAGAAGGAGAGAAGGAUCCAGCACCUGGAGUGUGACUUUGAGAAGAGCCGAAGCAGACACGACCAGGAGGAGAAACUCAUCAUCACAGCCUGGUACAACAUGGGAAUGGCUUUACAUCAGAAAGUGUCCGCGGAGCGGCGGGCUCCCUCCAACCAGCCCAUGUCCUUCCUGGCCCAGCAGAGACAGUCCACCAUGGCCAGGAGGGGUCUGACCCGACCCCACCCAAGAUGAGACGUCCCUGCACCCAACACGGCACCUCUCUAUCCUCCUCGUAGCAAUACGCCCUCUGUGCUGCUGCGCCCCCUGCUGGCUCCUCCUCAGAGCCUCAGUGGGGCUACUGAGUCCAGACGAAGCAGGAGCCGAUGAAACGGAGGCUUUGUCACCUUUUCACGUGACUUUUAUCACUGAUUUAGCCUCUUGGAAUGAAACUGAAGUAUUUUUACUGAGCUUUUAUUACUUUGUUUAAAUGUUGUUUAAAGUGGAGCUGCUGGGGGCGGACUUGCUGUCCCAGUGGUGGCCGUGAAGGGUCGUUACGUAGAGGGAUGGCGGCACCUCGUGUGUGCUUUAGUGGGUGAAACCCGAAGUCUGUACCGGGUGUUUCUCUUCUGUCGCUCCAGUCUUUUACCUCAAACACUAGACCGAUGUGAAAAUCCUCCGACUGUUAGCGUAACGCACCAAAGCACUUUUCCUGUAGGACGGGACCCACCGGUGCCUUGCAGAAGAUGCGGGACGAUCCCGAUCUGGACGAGAUGACACUACAGACCCACGCUCGCUUCGGUCUCGUCUUUGUGUGAUUCAUGCGUCGUUUUUUUUUGGGGGGGGGGGGUUCUUGCUCGUCCGUCCUCCCUAAGGGGAGAACCAGGGUGUGGUUGUGAGGAGCACCCGAAGCACUUUCAGAGAUGGUGUCUACUCGUAGCGUGGAGAUGAACGUACGAGCCGUGCUGGAGCUCUUCUCUCGUGUGUUUGUCUCCAAACCCAAACGUUCUGACCACGUUUGUGUUUUUGUUUGUCGGAGCUGCUGUUGAACCUUCACUCUGAAUGUUUUCUGCUGUAAUCGAUCGGGCCGUAAUCGUGCUCAUGGGGAGUUGUAUUUAUGGCACACGGUCGGUGUGGUACUGUAGGGGGGGGCUGCUAGAUGAGCUGCUGCCACACGGGGCUCUGAUGCAGGACCUGUGGUGUUUUAAUUUUGCACAACUAAUAAACUGGAUCUUAAACGAA